UUCUCGCGCUUUUUCGGAGGCCGGGACGCCGGCCGGUAGCUGACUGGAGUGUGUUCGCGACCGAGCAACGGUUAUUGGAGGCGUAGAAACCUGCAGGUUGAGGCUGCGGGUCCUGUUGGCCGGAGGGCCCAGAAGGGGAAGGCAGAUAAACUCAAAAUGGAUGAAAGAUCUAAAUGUGAGACAAGAUUCCAUCAAAAUCCUAGAGAAGAACACAGGCAACACCCUUUUUGAACUCGGCCACAGUAACUUCUUGCAAGAUACAUCCACGAAGGCAAAAGAAACAAAAGCAAAAAUGAACUAUUGGGACUUCGUCAAGAUAAAAAUUUUUUUUUGUAAUUGGAGUUCAAUUUGCCAACAUAUAGCAUAACACCAGAGUGUUAAAUCAUAAUUUCGGUGAAUUACUAGGCUGGGAACUUGAUUUUUUGUUGAUACCAUAGGAGUUACAAAUUUCUUUCUUUGAAGGUUUUGUCAGCUUCAUUUGUAAAUUUGGAUUGCUAAAGAAAAGUUUCAGAUUUUGGUAUUGAAGAAAAUGAAGAGAAACCCAAGUGAAAGUUCAACUCGAAGUACAGCAGGCUGUUUGCCUGUACCAUUGUUCAAUCAGAAGAAGAGGAAUAGACAGCCAUUAACUUCCAAUCCACUUACAAAUGAUCCAAGUGUCAGUACUGCUUCCGACAGUUAUGAUUUCCCUCCUCUACCACCAGAUUGGGCCUGGGAAGCUGUGAAUCCAGAGUUGCCUCCUUUAAUGAAAACAAUGAACACAGGGGUAAUACCACAUUCAGUUUCUCAUCCUCUGAGAAGUCAAGAUUCUGUGUCUAAGUCUAUUCAAUCAAAUACUGAAAGAAGCAAAAGUCAUUGGAGCUUCAGAGAUGGCAACAAAAAGACCAGCUGGAAAACUUGGGAUAGAAAUGAUGUUAGGCCUCAGUGCGAAAGAACAAACUUGGUGGCAAAUGAUGGAAUAAAUUCUUGUCCAAGGAGUUGGGGAACUCAACAAGGGAAGCAGUUAAGAGUAUCAGAACCUCUUAACUCAUCUCACCAAAGAGAAACUGAAGUACUCAGACAAGCACAUUCCUCAAAAAUACCUGGCUCUACAAUGGGAGGUCUAGACAAAAACAGUGCAUUACAGGCAGUUAAGCCUAACUUUCAACAAAAUCAGUUUAAGAAGAAAAUGUUGGAUGAUAUUCCAGAAAAAAGCACUCUCCAGGGAAGCUCAUUAUACCAGUUAAAGCUUAAGGAAAAAGAUAAUUCUUUAAGAAUUAUAUCUGCAGUUAUUGAAAGCAUGAAGUACUGGCGUGAACAUGCACAGAAAACUGUACUUCUUUUUGAAAUAUUGGCUGUUCUCGAUUCAGCCGUUACACCUGGUCCAUAUUAUUCGAAGAAUUUCCUUAUGCGAGAUGGGAAAAAUACUCUGUCUUGUGUAUUUUAUGAAAUAGAUCGCGAACUUCCAAGACUGAUUAGAGGCCGAGUUCAUAGGUGUGUUGGAAACUAUGACCAGAAAAAGAAUAUUUUCAAAUGUGUUUCUGUCAGACCAGCGUCUGUUUCUGAACAAAAAUCUUUCCAAGCAUUUGUUAAAAUUGUGGAUGCUGAGAUGAAGUGCUAUAUAAUGAAUGAAAUUUAAAUAGUGAUGAAGGAAGUUUAAAUAGUAUAAUUUAAAGCAUUUUCCUCUUAUUGUUUAAAUGAUCAUCUCCAUGGUUGUAGCUACUGAGGUUUUUUGUAUUUCAUUUAUUGAAUUAAAAUAUUUCAAUCAUUUUAAA
Messenger RNA from Canis lupus familiaris (dog), 1751 nucleotides. RefSeq names its product spermatogenesis associated 22 (gene SPATA22). Lineage: Eukaryota; Metazoa; Chordata; Mammalia; Carnivora; Canidae. Gene Ontology annotation, biological process: regulation of meiotic cell cycle; homologous chromosome pairing at meiosis; meiotic DNA repair synthesis. The coding region runs from base 530 to 1615 and encodes 361 amino acids. The record is from RefSeq and is a predicted model, not a curated record. The transcript has 9 exons.